This is a messenger RNA of Helobdella robusta, 1528 nucleotides long. RefSeq lists its product as hypothetical. Gene Ontology annotation, biological process: neurotransmitter secretion. The record is from RefSeq and is a predicted model, not a curated record. The transcript has 8 exons. Bases 70 to 861 code for a protein of 263 amino acids. Gene Ontology annotation, cellular component: synaptic vesicle membrane; synaptic vesicle. NCBI's taxonomy places the organism in Eukaryota, Metazoa, Annelida, Clitellata, Rhynchobdellida, Glossiphoniidae.
AGAUCAUUCAGCCCUGACAUCGUCCUGAUUCGUCAGAAGGUCAAGGACAUAAAUGAUGAUUGGAGACCUAUGAUUGGUGGGUUCAUUUUGGGCGGAGUCACGUGCGUGAACACUCCCACUUCAUUGUACAACUCGGCUGACAGGCAAUGGAUGAUGGCCAAAUUGGAGGCCUUGAAACGUCUGAACGGAAGUGAUAUGCCGCUCAUUGAAAGAAAGUUCUUUUCCAGAAGCGUCGAUUGUACGAAAGUCACCCUGGAAUUCCCUCUCGUCAUGAAAAGUGAACUUCACCACAAUGGCAACGGAAUUAUAAAAAUAGAAACAGAACGCGAUUGGUUGGAGCUUUUAAACUUCAGCAACCAAUCAAAUUUCACUAUCGAGCCGUUCAUUGAAGCCCUCUAUGACAUCAGAGUGCAAAAAAUUGGCGACCACUAUCGGGCUUUUAAACGCACGUCUUUGAGUGGCAGUUGGAAGAUAAGUUGCGGCCAGGUUGUACUGGAGGAAAUACCUCUUCCUGAUAGGUACAAAAAAUGGCUAGUCGAAUGUUCCAGAGUGUUCGAUGAGAUGGACAUUUGUGCCCUGCAGCUGCUGACCAACUCUGACGGCAAAGAAUUCGUAAUUGAUGCGUACGACAGCACCAUGCCAUUGCUAGGUGACACGCAGGAAGAAGAUCGCAAGUUGAUUGCUGACGUCAUCGUCGAUAAAUUGAAGCAGCAGUGCCUCAAUUCUAAGCGCGCAACUAAUGGUUCUUCCGGCAAAAUAUUGAAAAACGUCAAAAGCACAUCACGUGAUCAGGUGGAGGAUUCGGAGGAUACGAUGAGGAACCUGAGGAAGACAUUUGCUGGAAUAUUCGGAGAUAUGUGAUCCUGGUAGUGAUGAUGAUGGUGGUGGUGAUAAUGAUGAUGAUAGUAAUGGUGAUGAUGGUGAUAUUGAUGGUAAUGAUGAUGAUGGUAGUUGACGAUAAUGAUGAUGAUUAUGAUGAUGAUAAUGAGAGUAUUGAUAAUAAUGAUGAUGUUGGUGACUUAGUGAUAAGGUUUUUUUACAGAUAAAAAGUAUUAAUUUUUUAUAAUUGUCGUUGUUCAUAAACAUUUUUUCCUCUAGAACAUUCUGAAGAAUUAUUUUUUUUCGUUUAAAAAGUUCUAGGUUAAAUGUUGUUCCAUUUUUUGUGAUCUAACUUCUUUAAAUUCCAUUUAUUGGAUUCAUAUUUAAAUUGACAUUGAAUUCUUAGUGAGCUCAAUUCGCUAAUUCGCUAAUUCGCUACAACUUAUAUGAAUAUGAUGAAUAUAUUUUUUCAAUUUAUUUUUCAGUCACGCAUUCAUUCAUUCAUUUAUUCAUUCAUUCGUUCGUUCGUUCGUUCGUUCGUGCGUUCAUUCAUUCAUUCAUUCAGUCAAUCAUUCAUUCAGUCAUUCAUUCGUUCAUCCAUCCAAUAGCUAAAAUCAAUUGGAUUGGAAUAAUUUUUAAAAAUAAAAAUCUCGUUACUAAUCGUUGUCACUUGCAUAUUUUUUGAUUGACAUAUAUUUGAAUAUGUGCG